CCGGAAUUAGACCCUAGAAUGUGGGUCAGCGAAAAGAUUGCUUAAACACCGAGCCUAGAGAAUACCUUGAACAGAGUAAUCUGUGCAGAGAUUCUGAGAGAGAGUUACGAGUAUAGAAAGCAUAGACGCUAACGUACUAAUUCCUCUCUCUCACAGACGCAGAGAGUGUAAUUCGACUUGAAAACAAUGGCGUUCGGCGGCCGUACUUUUACAGCGGAUGACAUAGUAGAAAAAUCUCCGAACGAUAAGCGUUUGUACAGAUACAUUCAACUCCCUAAUGGUCUCUGUGCUCUUCUUGUUCACGAUCCUGAUAUCUACCCGGAUGGACUUCCAGAACAUUCUGGGAACUGUGAAAACAACGAAGCCGAAGAAGAUGAAGGAAGUGAAGACGAAGAGGAUGAGGAAACAGAGGAUAGCGAAGAAGGAGAAGAAGAAAGUGAUGACGCUGAUGAAGAAGAAAGUGAAGUUAGAGAUGUAGAGAGUAAAAGAGCUUCACAGAAAAAGGCAGCCGCUGCAAUGUGUGUAAGAACGGGCAGUUUCUCUGAUCCUUAUGAUGCUCAGGGUCUUGCACAUUUUCUUGAACACAUGCUAUUCAUGGGAAGCACUGAUUUUCCUGAUGAAAAUGAGUAUGAUAGUUACUUGUCCAAGCAUGGAGGGUGUUCAAAUGCAUACACAGAAACAGAACACACCUGCUACCAUUUUGAAGUUAAGAGGGAUUGCCUUAAGGGUGCCCUGAGAAGGUUUUCUCAGUUUUUUGUUUCACCUUUGGUUAAAGCUGAAGCCAUGGAACGGGAGGUACUAGCGGUGGACUCGGAAUUUAAUCAGGUCUUACAAAAUGAUUCCUGCCGCCUGCAACAACUACAGUGCCAUACAUCUAAUCCUGGCCAUCCCUUUAAUCGGUUCUUUUGGGGGAAUAAGAAGAGCCUUGCUGAUGCAGUGCAGAAAGGAGUUAAUUUGAGGGAACAAAUUCUAAGACUAUACCAUGACAAUUAUCGUGGUGGAUCCAUGAAACUGGCUGUUAUAGGGGGAGAGUCCCUAGAUAUCCUUGAAAGUUGGGUUCUCGAAUUAUUUAGCAGUGUCAAGAAAGGCCCUUUGGUAAAUCUAGAUGGAGGAAGUGAACUUCCAAUUUGGAAGGUUGGCAAACUUUAUUGGUUAAAGGCAGUUAAAGAUGUUCAUAUCCUUGAUUUAUCAUGGACGCUGCCUUCUCUUCGCAAAGGGUACUUGAAGAAAGCUGAAGAUUACCUGGCUCAUCUACUGGGGCAUGAAGGAAAAGGGUCCUUGCUUUUCUUCCUAAAGGCUAGAGGCUGGGUAACAUCAAUAACUGCUGGUGUUGGUGAUGAAGGAAUGCAUCGCUCUUCAUUCGCAUACAUAUUUGGCAUGUCAAUACAUCUCACUGAUUUUGGCUUGCAAAAGAUAUUUGAGAUCAUUGGCUUUGUCUAUCAAUACCUCAAGCUCCUGCAUCAAAAUUCUCCUCAAGAGUGGAUAUUCAAGGAACUUCAGGAUAUUGCAAAUGUAGAAUUUAGAUAUGCGGAGGAGCAACCUCAAGAUGAUUAUGCUGCAGAACUUGCUGAGGGUUUACUUGUUUAUCCUCCCAAGCAUGUCAUUUAUGGUGACUACGCAUAUGAUGUUUGGGAUGCGGAGUUCAUAAAGUAUGUUUUGGAUUUCUUCAGGCCUGAGAACAUGAGAGUUGACGUUGUAUCGAAGGCUUAUCAGAAGUCAGAUGGCACAGGAACAAAGGAGGCUUAUGAGCAAGAUGUCAUGGUUGAAGAAGCAUUAGCAGCCAGCCACAAAACUCAAAAUGUUCAGCAGGAACCAUGGUUUGGAUCACAAUAUGUGGAAAAGGAUAUUCCAUCUUCUCUAUUUGAGUUAUGGAAGGACCCUACAGAAAUUAAUGUCUGCUUACAUCUUCCUGCGAAGAAUGAGUUUGUUCCAUCUGAUUUUUCAAUACGUGCUGGGAAGGCUAAGUGUGACUCGGAAAAUGCAAGACCAAGAUGCAUACUUGAUGAACCGCUGAUGAAGAUCUGGUACAAGCUGGAUAACACGUUUAAGCUUCCUCGUGCCAAUACAUAUUUCCGUAUUACACUAAGAGGAGGAUACAGUAAUUUGAAGAACGCUUUGCUGACUGAAUUAUUUAUUCACCUUCUAAAAGAUGAGCUGAAUGAGAUUAUAUAUCAGGCUAGUGUGGCGAAACUGGAAACUUCUGUUUCUCUAUAUGGUGACAAGUUGGAACUUAAGGUCUAUGGUUUCAAUGAUAAGCUUCCAGUUCUUUUAUCAAAGGUUUUGGCAAUAACAAAAUCAUUUUCGCCAAGGGAUGAUCGCUUCAUGGUUAUCAAGGAAGACAUGGUAAGAACUUUGAAGAACACCAACAUGAAGCCCUUGAAUCAUUCAUCAUACCUGCGACUGCAAGUCUUGUGUCAGAGCUUCUGGGACGUGGAAGAGAAGUUGUUUGUGUUAAAUGAUUUUACUCUUGCUGAUGUGAAAACCUUCAUUCCAGAGCUUCUUUCCCAGCUGUAUAUUGAGGGACUUUGCCAUGGCAAUUUGCUGGAGGAAGAAGCACUCAACAUAUCAAAAAUAUUUAGAAGUAAUUUCUCUGUGCAACCGCUACCAUUUGAGAUGAGGCAUAAAGAGUAUGUUAUGUGUCUUCCAACCGCUGUUGAUCUAGUCAGAGAUGUCAGAGUAAAAAAUAAACUGGAAACGAACUCUGUGGUUGAGCUGUAUUUUCAGAUUGAACCUGAAGAAGGCACUGCAUUGAUAAAAUUGAAAGCAGUAAUAGAUCUCUUUGAUGAACUUGUGGAGGAGCCACUUUUUAAUCAGCUAAGGACAAAGGAGCAGCUUGGUUAUGUUGUUGACUGUAGUGCACGUGUAACAUAUCGCAUAAUGGGGUUCUGUUUCCGUGUUCAGUCAUCUGACUAUGAUCCUUUCUACUUACAAGGGAGGAUUGACAACUUCAUAAAUGGUGUCGAAGAAUUGCUGGACGGCCUUGAUGAUAAAUCUUUUGAGAGCUACAGAAGUGGGUUGAUAGCUAAACUUUUGGAGAAAGAUCCAUCGCUCACAUAUGAAACUAAUCGCUUUUGGGGUCAGAUCACUGAUAAAAGGUACAUGUUUGACAUGUCUGAGAAAGAAGCAGAGGAGCUGCGGAGCAUCCAGAAAAGUGAUUUAAUUGAGUGGUACCUCACCUAUUUAAGACAACCAUCUCCCAAGUGCCGGAGACUCUCUGUUCGUGUGUGGGGUUGCAACACUGACUGGAAAGAUGCUGAUUCAUCUGUAGCAUCUGCUCAGGUCAUCAAAGAUGUUACUUCAUUCAAGAAGUCAGCCAAGUUUUAUCCAAGCCUAUGUUGAGAAUUAUAAAAUCCUGUAUUAUUAGUGAAAUUCGAGUGGCUAAUUCUGAAGCAGCUACUUUCGAAGUAACAGAAAGAAAAGCAACGACUGUAGUGGGAGAGUUGGAUUCUAAAACAGGAUUCCUCAUGUUGGCUAGACAUCUAUAGUCUUGAGGUCUUCAUUGACUCAAUUUAGCAAAGCUUUCAAUAAAUAACUGCAUUCAUAGGUGGAAGGUUGUAGUUGCAUCUUGUAAGGUAUGUAGCCUUGUUUCUUGGGAUUAUUUGUAUUCAAGAUCAGAUGAUAUGUCAGUGUGGACAUUAGUCCCAACUCCCUAUCUUGAGUUUGUCUUGGUAAAUUGUUUAGCUGAUAGUUGAACAAUGUUAUUCAGUGGAUUAACCAUCCAUAUAAUGCUUGCUACCUUUUCAAUUGUGUGAUAGUUUUGUAAUGUUAUUGCAUUCAGGAGAGGAUGAGAACAAAGUCUGAGAUAUCUGACUGCAUUCCAUUUUUGUUUUGGGAAAAGGAUUGAUGAUAUACAACCA
Solanum dulcamara is the source of this 3857-nucleotide messenger RNA. Its product is annotated as nardilysin-like. Gene Ontology annotation, biological process: proteolysis. NCBI's taxonomy places the organism in Eukaryota, Viridiplantae, Streptophyta, Magnoliopsida, Solanales, Solanaceae. Gene Ontology annotation, molecular function: metalloendopeptidase activity; metal ion binding. The transcript is spliced from 20 exons. Gene Ontology annotation, cellular component: cytosol. The record is from RefSeq and is a predicted model, not a curated record. Bases 187 to 3339 code for a protein of 1050 amino acids.